CUUGUGUCCCGCGUUCAUAGGUCGCCCUAUCGCCUUCCUUCUCUCUGAGGCUGCGAGAGACCUCCUUAUGGCCUUGGAACCCGCUAGACAUGCCCAUAUGCACAACAUGUACAGCUGCCGUGCCCUUUCUAUACACGGUCUAUGAAUCUGCAUACAACCUCCGCCUCGAAGAAUGUACGCAUUGCCACGCAUUCGCGGAUCCUUAUGUCGAGCACGACACCCUAGCGCUCGUCCUGGACCUCAUUUUACUCAAACGCGGCGUGUUCAGACACCUUCUAUACAACCGAGGGACUGGGCAUCGCCGGGAAGCGGGAAAAUCAACCACAAGUCCGGAGAAGGCCACCGAGAGGGAUAGCUUUGCUGCAGCGACGACGAACGAGGGAAGCGCGGUUCCAGCUCAGUCAGAUCAUAGUGCGAAAGCCCUGAGAGACGGCGAAAGGGAAGCGAGGAGAUGGAUGUUCGUCGCGCGGCUGGGCUUGCCGCUCAUUGCUGCUGAUGCUUUUAUUCGAUGGUGUCAUCUGAACCCUGGACAGCCGUACGACGAGUCUCCAUGGACCCAGGACAAUAUACGCUCGUUGACUCGAGCUUUCUUGGGAUGUGCGGCAGAAACCAUCGCUUUUCACCUUGGCGUAACAUUGUCGUGCUUCGUCGCCGUGCGAGCACUAAAAGCAUACGAUGCCUUCCGCCAACGAGCGCCAUCCGACGUCCGCCAGGAAUUUCGAUGCUCCCUCGUCCCCCUCACACUCUUCUACUCGUCCCUCACUAAGCUCUUCCUCCUCUUCAUGCUUACCAUCUGGAAGCCCUCGCCUGCAAGCCCCGCAUCCGACUACGCCAUAGGUCUCCCCAAAGUCCUCCGCUCAAACGACGGGGCCCGGCAGAUAUUCCACCUCUUGGACGACGACAGGAUAGACAGGGAAUGGGUCGUGCGCAACGUGCUGGGAGGGAUGUCUGCCGGGUUUGGGUUGAGAGUCAUCCUCGCUGCGAAUCCCUUUGUGACGACGCUGGUGAUUCUGAUAGGAUGGGCGGUCAAGACCGCGAUGGCGCAAUAUGUGAGUGCAUGGAUGGGGGAGGCAAGCGAGGCUUGGUUAGCGUAUAGUAUACCAUGAAGCAUUGCCCAGCCUAACACUCCAAUAUUGCUUCUCGUCAGAACGAUUGUGGGCCAUGCACAAGAAGUGCACGGUAGUUGUUUGCAAUUAAUCGCGAGGGUAUAUACGAACAAAGCAUCUCGACGACACCUCUUUCUUAGAGUAAGAUCUAUAAAUCGCAAGCCAGCGCCCCGCGCCUGAC
This is a messenger RNA of Schizophyllum commune H4-8, 1287 nucleotides long. Its product is annotated as Arv1-domain-containing protein. Gene Ontology annotation, cellular component: cortical endoplasmic reticulum; Golgi apparatus. The transcript has 8 exons. The coding region runs from base 90 to 1106 and encodes 338 amino acids. Lineage: Eukaryota; Fungi; Basidiomycota; Agaricomycetes; Agaricales; Schizophyllaceae. Gene Ontology annotation, biological process: intracellular sterol transport; sterol metabolic process; sphingolipid metabolic process. The record is from RefSeq and is a predicted model, not a curated record.